CGAAUAUUUACGAAUUUGCGCUCAUAAGUGUGGCACGCGAAAUUGUUAAGCUCUUCUGUUUUAACCUUUUUUAUUAAUAUAAAGUGAAUGGCUAAUAAAUAUUGAUAUUGUGCUUAUUAACCAUGUAUUUAAGAAAAAAUUAAUCUAAAGAUAACACCUUUAGGUGUAGCCAGAUACAAGUAAAUUAAGAUUAAAGUACAACCCAGAUUUGUAAUCUCAGUUUCACAGUCCUGUUGUUCAACAUGUCCACAAGACCUCGACGCGCUGUCGCCACAAAAACGCUGGUAAUUGAUUCCUCCGACUCAGAUGAGGAACUGAAUCUUACGGAAAACGAUGAUUACAGGCCGCAGGAGACCAAAAGUCGCAGGAUAGAUCGCGCUGCAAAUGCGCUAGCCGGCGUAACCAAACGCCAGCGCUGGCCGACAUCCAAAAAUGCAGCUGCUGAGGGACCAGCUCGCAAGAAAAAGCGGGUCGGCAAAGAAAAAGAGGACGAGAAUGCUUGUCCCAAUGAGACCAACCAGGAAUCGGUAGUCCAGGACGCACCGUCAACUUCAAACCAUCGAAGUGAACCUGUAGCCGCUGAAAACAGUUCCGAGGCUCCGGCUCCCAAAGGAAAACGCACCAGAAAGGAUAAAAAGGACUUGAAGGCUGCAGCCAAUGAGACCAUUCCUGAGAAGGGGGACGUUGUGCCCUCAACAGCAAUGACACAACCAGACGGUAUUGUGGCCAGCUCCAGCAGGAUGUCUUCCACUGGACGCAGUUCCUUCUGGGGCCGACGAAAGGUGUGGAACAUCCACGAGCUUUUGGCCGAAACGGAGAACAUACAACCGCAGGCAGCGCAAAAUAUUGUACAGCUCUUCGAGAAUGAAAACACAAUACCUUUUAUUUGCAGGUACCGUCGAGAUUUGGUGGAUCACAUGGCUCCAGAUCGCCUUAGAGACAUUCGGAAUACGUACAUAGAAAUUGUCGAUCUGCGGAAAAAAGCUGAGCAUAUUGUCGGUCAAUUGGAGCGCGAAAACAGCAUAAAUGCGGAAAUUAGAGAGGAGCUGAUGUGCGCUAAGACCAACGAAGAACUGGAGUUCUUAUAUGCUCCAUAUAAGCCGGCCAGUAAGGGCACUUUGGCGGAAAGAGCCAAAGCUUUGGGCUUGGAGGAGUACGCUGAUCGUUUGCUGUACGGUUCAACAGUUAAGGUCAACCUUUCUGUAAUUGUGGAUCGCGGUAACGAGGCCUUGGCUACGGAGGCACUUGUAAUGGCUGGAAUCUGCAAUAUUAUUAUUCACAAAAUUAGCAAGAACACAAAUGUUUUGGAGGAAAUACGAAGAUUACAAAAUGUGCACCGGGUAGUCCUCAAGUGCAACAAGACCAAAGAGGCGACAUCGUCUAAGUCUUCUGGUAAAGCAAGCUCCAGUAAGGGAUCCAGCGGCAUUGCAGACAAAAAAUUGGACAGCUCAAAGUUUGAGAAUUAUUUCAACUUCCAGGGUGAUGUAAAAACUAUAAAACCUCAUCAAAUGUUAGCCAUCAAUCGUGGGGAGAAGCACAAAUUUCUUACUGUCAAGUUAGAAACGAACGAUUACCUGAAAAGAGAUCUUAUGCGCUUUAUAAGCGAUCAGUACAUGAACGAAGGCUUGCAAUAUCCUUUAAGAAGGGAGGUGUUCACGAAAUCUUUAGAUGAGUGCUACGCGAAAAAGUUGCAACCUUUAAUGUGCAGGCAGAUUCGAGCCGACCUAAAAGAAAAGGGCCAAAAGGCAGCCAUCGAUGUGUUUGCCAAGAACCUGAAGCAACUACUGUUGAUGUCGCCCCUGAAAGGCGAACGCAUUUUGGGCAUAGAUCCUGGUUACACGAAUGGAUGCAAACUGGCGGUCAUAUCCGAAACUGCGGAUGUGCUGGACACUGGUGUCAUUUACCCUCAUGGUGCCAGGUCAAACAAGAGGGCUGCUGAACAGAAAUUAGUUCAGCUUCUUUCAGAUCACAACUGCCAAAUUAUUGCCCUGGGCAAUGGUACCGCUUGUCGCGAAACUGAGCACUGGCUAACCGAUAUGUUUCACGCCGGCGUUCUGGACGGCAGGAGCAUUCGCUACAGCAUCGUUAACGAGAAUGGUGCAUCUGUUUACUCCUGCAGCGAUGUGGCCGCCAAGGAGUUUCCCGAAAUGGAUACAAACGAAAGGAGUGCAGUGUCCAUAGCGCGUCGUUUGAACGAUCCGUUGAGUGAAUAUGUUAAGAUAGAGCCUCGACACCUGGGAGUUGGUAUGUACCAGCACGAUGUUUCCGAGAAGAUUUUGACGGAAUCGCUGAAGGACGUUGUUUCCGAAUGUGUUAGUUAUGUUGGAGUGGACCUCAACACAGCCAGUCUGAGUGUGCUGAAACACAUUGCUGGUCUGUCGGAAAAGAAAGCAGAGAAGAUCAUUGAGUAUCGGACGCAGAAAGGACCAUUUAAAACCCGAAAGGAUCUGCUCUCGGUGCGAACCAUAGGGGAGAAAUCGUUUGUCCAGUGCGCCGGCUUUGUGCGCAUCGAACCCCUAAGCGUUGGAGGCCGGAUACAGAAUCCUUUAGAUUGCACUUGGGUGCAUCCGGAGAGCUAUAAAGUUGUGGAAAGUAUCGUCGGAGAAUGUGACUUAAAGCUGUCGGAUGUGGGCAAGGCUGGCUUUAUAGCCAGCAUCAAGCAGUUUGCCGCGUCUCAGUCGAAACUCGAUCGCAUUGCCAAGCAGCACAAGCUACCCAUGGAGCGGUUGGAGUUCCUGUUGGUUGCCCUGCAGCGCGAAUUGCUGCAAGAUUAUCGAGCAGAUCUGGACAAGAGGCCACUCUUCAAGCAGGGCCUAACGAGGCUGGAUGAUCUCAGCAUAGGCGAGGUGGUUACUGGUGCCGUGACCAAUGUAACCCAGUUUGGCGCCUUCGUGGAUGUGGGAGUGGAGCGCGAUGGCCUGAUACACAACAGUCACAUGAAUGAUGCACAGCUGAGUAUUGGCGAUCGCAUUGUGGCAUCGGUGGUAAAGGUGGAUCUGCAGCGACGCCAGUUGGGAUUGCGUUUGGAAAACAUGCUGGUGGAGACGGAUACCUCGUUUACGUUCAAGACGGAGGACUAGAUAAACUGCAGGGAUUUAAUGCUUUUGGAAGUAUUUAAUGAUUCAUAUCGUAAUUGUUUGGUUGCUCACACGAGCAUUCAUAUAUACUAUAUAUAGUUCAUAUAUAUAUACGUGUAUAUGCAUAGUAUAACGGCUUUCCUAAGUUUACUCAAAGCUUAUCAGUUAGUAAUAAAUGUUCACAU
Messenger RNA from Drosophila erecta, 3262 nucleotides. RefSeq lists its product as uncharacterized. Bases 243 to 3080 code for a protein of 945 amino acids. Gene Ontology annotation, biological process: translation; nucleobase-containing compound metabolic process. The transcript is spliced from 11 exons. Gene Ontology annotation, molecular function: mRNA binding; structural constituent of ribosome. The record is from RefSeq and is a predicted model, not a curated record. Lineage: Eukaryota; Metazoa; Arthropoda; Insecta; Diptera; Drosophilidae.